AUGGCGCGCUACAUCGAGGCCAACGGCCACCGAUGUGAGAGUGACGAAGAUCCACCCAGGAGCGCCGAAUCACCUGCGGAAUCGCGAGACUUCAGUGAUAUCUCGGCUUCCCGUAAUCAAACGUCCGUGAUUUGCACGAAGAUCAAUAUUCUGAAGACCAAAACACAGAUGGCUUUCUCAUCGCUGAAGGAACGCUUCCAAAAAAAGAAGACACAUUGA
Messenger RNA from Babesia bigemina, 219 nucleotides. RefSeq lists its product as hypothetical. Lineage: Eukaryota; Apicomplexa; Aconoidasida; Piroplasmida; Babesiidae. The transcript has a single exon. The coding region runs from base 1 to 219 and encodes 72 amino acids. The record is from RefSeq and is a predicted model, not a curated record.